AUGCGGCGCAAUAUUGCACAACCAGUGGCAACACUCACAAACGUUACGAAAUUGUCGGCGAGCGGCAACAAAAAACCGACACAACGUCAACAUUUAGGCUACCCAGUUCAUGGUAUCGAAGGACGUUACGCAUCUGCCCUCUACUCUGCUGCCUACAAGCAGAAGAGCCUCGACCAGGUAGACAAGGAUCUUCAGAAAAUCAGAUCAAUUUUUCGAGAGGAACCAAGCUUUAGAGAGUUCGUCUUGAAUCCCACUCUAAAAAGAUCGAAAAAGAUGGUUCUUGCUAUCGAAAUAGGCAAAAAACUCGGCUUGUCCAAGGAAUCAACUAAUUUCAUUGGUUUGCUGGCUGAGAACGGUCGUCUCAGCAAGUUAGAAGCCGUUGUCGCAUCAUUCGAAGAUAUCAUGAGAGCUCACAGAGGCGAGCUAUUCGUUGAGGUCACGUCUGCUGAGCCACUAACCAAGUCUCACGAAUCCGCUCUGGGCGAUGCGCUACACAAGAUGGCAAAAUCUGGACAAAAGAUAAAUGUGACCUACACUGUCAAGCCGUCGAUCAUGGGUGGCCUUGUAGUAACCAUAGGAGAUAAGUAUGUUGACUUGUCGAUCGCGUCUCGUGUCAAGAAACUCAAGGAAGUUAUCGUCGCCUCUAUUUGA
Molecule: messenger RNA, 651 nt
Organism: Ostertagia ostertagi
Lineage: Eukaryota; Metazoa; Nematoda; Chromadorea; Rhabditida; Trichostrongylidae
Source: the annotation of a GenBank genome assembly